Molecule: messenger RNA, 2130 nt
Organism: Aphis gossypii (cotton aphid)
Lineage: Eukaryota; Metazoa; Arthropoda; Insecta; Hemiptera; Aphididae
Product: myogenesis-regulating glycosidase-like
Exons: 8
Coding region: 139-2034 (631 amino acids)
Biological process (GO): carbohydrate metabolic process
Molecular function (GO): hydrolase activity, hydrolyzing O-glycosyl compounds
Source: RefSeq, a predicted model, not a curated record
UAAAACAUCAAUUAGGUACCCUACUUAUCACCAACAAAUUUUACUAUAAAAUACAACGCUAGGUAUAGCAGCUAUCUACUAUACUAUGUGCAAUAGCCAGUGAUUCUGUAUAUUACGUUGCUUUUCAUACGGAGAAAUAUGGCUAAUUUUUUAGUUUUUUAUUUGAUAACAUUGGCAUUUUCGUCAGUAUGUUUGGCGUCAAAGGAUAUUGUAUUGUUCUUAGAUAAUAAGAGCAAAUUGCAAGUGGAACACGGAAAAAUAACCAAUGAAAAGAGCCUUAAGCUUAACUUCCAUGAAGAUUGUAUUGACAAAGAUCCGAGUGUUUGUACACCAAAGACAAAAGGCAACGAACAUUAUUUGCAAUACUUUUCACAAUCAGAAAAACAAGAAUGUAAAAAUUACGAGCAAAUAGCUCAAUCGAUGAACGAUGUCUUAGAAUUAUGUGUCAAUAUGGGGAACAGUUCUUGGUAUGGUGGUUCCGAAACGACUUUUCAACAUUGGCCUCUGAAUAAACUCGAAUGGACGAAUACACCAUACUUAACUAGAGAAUUAGGCACCCAAGCAGUCGUUGAGUCUUAUUUCUUCAACUCUGACGGAUAUUAUAUUCAUAUUGACGAGUCUGUCCCUCUAUUUGUAGACAUUAAUGGCCCACGACCUGGUCAAAUGUGUUUUACAGCUAAAGUUGUUGCUCCAUAUAGAAAAACUAGAAACUUAAUGCAAUACCAAGUAUGCAAAUACAAAAACGCUCGAGUAGCGCACGAAAGAGCUAUUAAAGAUUUAUUAGGUAUGCCUACAUCUAUACCCGACCCAUACGUAAUAAAGUAUCCAAUUUGGUCGACGUGGGCAAGAUAUAAAGUUAACGUUAACACGUCCACUGUCCGACAGUUUGCUCAAGAAAUAAUCGAUCAUGGAUUUCCUAGAGGUACAUUUGAACUCGAUGACAAAUGGGAGACUUGCUAUGGUAGUGCAGAAUUUAACACAUCUAGAUUUGAGAAUAUAAAAGAGCUUGUUAAUGAAUUAAAAUCAAAAGGUUUCAAGACUUCUUUGUGGACACAUCCGUUUGUGAAUUUGGAUUGCCCUUGUCAUGAAGUCGCCAAGACCAAGGGGUAUCUUGUGAAAAGUACAUCAAACACGACAAAUACUACAUGGUGGAAUGGAAAUGGAUCUUAUGUUGACUUCACAAAUCCCGAAGCAGCUGCAUGGUGGUCAAAUGCUCUUCGUAAUUUACUCGCAAAAUCUGAAAUUGAUACAUUGAAAUUUGACGCAGGAGAAAGCAGUUGGAGCCCACAGCUCCCAGUAUUUCAUGAUAACGAUCUGACUUACUACCCUGACAACAUCGUGAACGCAUAUCUUAAAACUAUUUCAUCUUUUGGUAAUGGUAUUGAAUACAGAACAUCUAGAAGAAGUCAAGAAUUUGGUCGUCUUUUAAGAAUGAUGGAUCGUAAUUCUCGGUGGGAUUUUGAACUUGGACUACCCACUUUAAUAACAUCUCUGAUACAAUUGAAUAUGGUCGGAUAUCCGUUUGUUUUGCCCGAUAUGAUUGGUGGAAACGGCUACGAUAACUUGCCACCGACCAAAGAGAUGUAUAUUAGAUGGAUGCAAGCAAACUUGUUCAUGCCAGUUGUACAGUUUUCGUACACACCUUGGGAUUUCGAUCAACAGACCGUAGAUAUAUGCAGAAAUUUAAUGAAUUUGCGUGCUAAUUAUACUGAUACCAUUAUUGAACUGAUGAGAAGUAGUGUAGGUAAGGGUACGCCGUUAAAUCCUCCAGUUUGGUGGAUCGACCCAAUGGAUCCGGUUGCACAAGUAAUUGAUGACGAAUAUCUUUUGGGUGAAAAUAUCCUUGUUGCUCCUGUAAUUGUCAAAGGGGCUACAUCCCGAGAUGUCUACUUACCUUCUGGGUUAUGGAGAGAUGAGAACCAUCCCAAUUCACACUUAAUUACUGGUAGGAAGUGGUUGCGUAAUUAUCCUGCCAAACUGGAUGUUCUUCCGUGGUUUACUAGAGUAAGACCAGGUUACAAUACGUUUAAAUGAAUUUCCUUAAAUGUUACCAUUAGAUAUAAUUUUAUAAUUUUUUUUUUUUUGAAUGUACAUAUAAAAAUUGAAUAAAAUAUAUUUUUUUUAAAUUAA